Messenger RNA from Oncorhynchus gorbuscha (pink salmon), 2797 nucleotides. RefSeq names its product sialic acid-binding Ig-like lectin 7. The record is from RefSeq and is a predicted model, not a curated record. The transcript has 9 exons. Bases 220 to 1995 code for a protein of 591 amino acids. NCBI's taxonomy places the organism in Eukaryota, Metazoa, Chordata, Actinopteri, Salmoniformes, Salmonidae.
GACUUCCUGGAUGCAGCAUCAGGUUAGAGGGAGGAGUAACAGACUGAGGACAUGAAGUGACAGUUCACACUCAUCAGAGACUCACACAUGGCUCACAGUCAACAAGGAGAGAGAGCACACAGAGAGAGACCUGUGGACACAGACAAGGGGACCAGAGAAAGAGGUGAAAGAGGACAGACCCUGGUGUUGUGGUUGAUUCAUUGAGGCAGUGGAGACAGGAUGUGGGUCCUCAUUUUGGCAGCUCUACUCUUCUCUCUGACAGAGAGAGCAACAUGUCGAAAACUGGCAGCACCACCAAAGGCAUCACCCUGGACCAUCACCUUCAGUCCAGCAGAAAUAACAGCAGAGAAGGGACUAUGUGCUGUUAUUUCAUGUACUUUCACUCACCCUCAUAACACCAAGCCUACCCCUGCAGUAUGGUUCAAGUGCCCAACAAAGGACAAAUGUGAUAAGGAUAAAAUCAUAAUUUUCCACUCCAAAAAACCCUCUCAAGCUCAGGAGGGUUAUAAACAGAGAGUGUCUCUACUGGAGACUGAUCUGACAAAGAAUAACUGUAGUGUGAUCAUCAACGACAUCAGAGAGAAUGAUGCUGGAGAGUAUCAAUUCAGACUUCCAAGUUCAUAUACAUACCCGAAGAAAGUGAACAUCACAGUGAGCGCUCUGACCCAGAAGCCCUCGGUGUUGACUCCUCCUCUGACAGAGGGAGAACCAGCUACUCUGACCUGCACCGCCCCGGGGAUCUGCUCUGGAACUCCUCCUAACAUCACAUGGACCUGGAGAGGAACAGGAGACAACAUCACUGAGCUCAGAGACAACAUCACCAUACAGGAGAGAGAGGACCUGACCCCUGUGACAACAACCCACUUCUCAACGUUGACCUUCACCCCCUCAGCUAAGCAUCACGGCACCAACGUCACAUGUCUGGUGACAUUCAAUGGCCGCAUCACCACUAAGAAGACACUGACAAUGAAUGUGGCACAUGUGAAGGAACCCAAGAUCUCUGGCUGUAACACAGUGAGAGAGGGUGAUACCAUGAAUCUGACCUGCAGUGAUGACAGCUACCCACCAUCAUCAUCUAACAUCACCUGGAGUAAGAAGGGGACAACAGCUUUGGAACGGAAUAACUCUGGACGGGCCACUCUCAUCAUCUCUAACAUGACAAGAGAACAUGCUGGGGAGUACGUGUGUACAGCUCAACACCACAGUAGAUCUCUGACGGCUUCCACUGUUGUCACUGUGAUGUUGAACAGCACCAUCAGCCUGCCUGUCAGAAACCACACCAAUACCACUAUGGAGUGUGUCAGCAGAAAUGAAGCGGGCAGAGUGAGAGAGGUGCAAGUCACCCAAAUAGGAAAACAAGAAGAGGAUGGGUCUAAAGACAUCAUGGCUUUGCUGUCGGACCUAAAACUGAUUACUGCAUUUGUGGUUGGUGCAGCCCUCUCAGCCACCAUCUGUUGUAUCUUCCUGUGUUUGACAGGGAAACGUAAAAGACGCAAAGAGAGGAUCCCAAAGUACUCAGACUCCAAAAGCCCUUUCAUGAACCUGGAGAUGGUGACAUGUGAAGACCAACAGAUGGAUGCAGGACAGGCUGUGGGGGGCAAACAGACCCCUCUGCAGGUGGAGCUGAGGGAGGGAGAAGAAAACGGAGGGCCCCAGACCAGUGGAGCCGUUGGGAAAUCUACCACAGGGGGAGAACCAAAUGAAGUGGACUACGCCAGUAUCAACUACUCCCUGCUGAAGAAGAAGACUCCUGAGGAGGCAGAGAAGAAGACCACCACCACAGAGACAGACUACGCCGAAAUCAAACGACAGAAGAAGAAUGAGGCGGAAGAAGAUGGUGGAGAGGGGAGUGGUGUGAUGGAAGAGGUGGACUGGGAGGAAGGGGAGGAGAUUGUAGGGAAGGAAGAGGAGAAAGAGAACGGUAAGCCAUUACGAGAGACAGAUGAGGAUACAGCACUUUACUCCAACAUCAAGGCUAUAAUGGGUGGAGAGUGACACAGCAACAUGGGAAAUAGCGCACAGUACUAUGGCUUCUAAUAUACAGCACUGCGGUGUUUUCUCAUAUUCCAGAUUGAAUGUUUUAUGAUGAUAGAGACUUUGUUUAACUGAAACUACUGUAGGAAAUAGUUUUGGUAAUUCUUUUUUUUUUCAGCCUUGUCUAAUGUAAUGUUAGUUUUGUAAUGAUUCUGUUUUUGUGUCACCAUGGAAGGACAUGGUGUCUCCUCUGAUCCUUCAUGUUUUUGUAUUUUGAUUUAACCCUAAGCCUAUAUAUUGAGGCACUACCUUACUUUUAAUGUUUGUGUGUAUUUUAGUUGUUUGCUAUCUGCUGAUGCUUUAACUGUCUUGUAGCACGAUGUACUACAGUACCCAUAAUGCUCUGUAUCAAUAUACGGUUUCAUCUUGGUAAAGACGUUCCUAAAGCUAACACUAUGGUGUCCCGUCUACUUAUUAAUACAUUAGAGGAGGCUGGUGGUAGGAGCUAUAGGAGGACAGGUUCAUUGUAAUGGCAGGAAUGGGACUGCAGGGUAGCCUAGUGGUUAGAGAGCUCAUCACACCAGCCUCCUCUGUAAUACAUGGUGUCAGAAAUUGGAUGUCUAUUUAUUAUCUCCACAAAUUGUGAUUACACAGAUGGUGUGACUGCAGAGAACAGUAGAGGUUUUCUAUAGAACUCAUCCAGUUCCUUCACCGUGUAUUCUAUGUUGACAUAAUCAAAAUGUAUAUGUUCACGAUCAUUGUAAAUAAGAAUUUGUUCUUAAUUGACUUGCCUAGUUAAAUAAAUGUUAUAUUUAAAUGAAAU